Rotaria sordida is the source of this 1272-nucleotide messenger RNA. Lineage: Eukaryota; Metazoa; Rotifera; Eurotatoria; Philodinida; Philodinidae. The record is from the annotation of a GenBank genome assembly.
AUGUGCAAUAAAGAAAAUUCGAUAUCAUCUGAAUCUGAAUAUUCUAAGGACAAGUUAGCUGAAAAUGAUUUUACUUCGGUUGACAACAAUUAUACGACUUCUGAAAAUCCACCACUCCGAUCGACCAUUUCGUUUUCUUCUUCAUCAUCAAAAAUUACUGCAACACCAAUGAACCAUCGGCAUAAAGUUGUAUCUAAUAUCAAUCAACAGUUAGAAGUUGAAAACAAGGCUUCACAAUCAGCAGAUCGUGCUAUGAAUAGUUGCUUAUCUUCUCGAACGAGUACAAUGAAAAAAUUACCACUUCAACAAACACAAAAUUCAACAAAUACUGGUGCAAUCCGAGAUUUUGAUCGAAUUGAACAAAAUACUAAUACACAAGUCUCGUUGAACUCAUUGUCAAGAGAAAAAAAUCGUAUUAUGAAUAGACAAAGUUUUACACAAGCUCCAGCUCAAAAUACGUUAUCCAAAGGUAAUCCAUGGACUUCAUUAGUUGAUGCAAAUGCAACAACAAUGUCUAAACUGUCUGGAAGUUCAAUAAUCGAAAGUACUCUUGAGUACAGAGAAUUAAAAAGGUUAUAUUUACAUGAGAAAAAACAAGCUGAAGAAUGGAAAAAAGAUUAUAUGAUUUUGAAACGACAAUUACAAGAACUUAGAUCAAGUACUUUACCACGGCCAACUGCUGAAGUCUUAGAGUGGCUGAGGGAGCUAUUCGAUUUAUUGAAUAGUAAUGCUGCAUUUCGAGGUGAUGGAAAAAGUUUGUCUAGUGUUGGUGAAGAAUUAGGCAUCGAUGAAACGGCUCGUAUUACAGUUGCGGCACGGACACCACAAAAGUCUGCACUCAAAAUUUUUCGUCUAUUAUAUCCAACAAUUAGUCUUCGAGCAAAUUGUAUUUCAAUCUUAAAAUUACCAGAGGAACAAUUACAAAACAUUUACCUUUAUGUUCGGCUUCUGCAUCCAAAUUUGACUUUUAAGAUGAUAGAUAUGCGACGUGCAAUUGGAAAUUCGAUUCGGUCCGCAACACACGAAAUGCGCAAGCUGGAAUAUCAACGGCAAGAACAGUUGAAUCAAUUACAAAACGAUGAAGAUUUAGAUCCUGAUGAGAGAAAUGAAAGAAUGCAAGAUGUUAUCGAUACUAUGGAUAUGGCAUUGAACGCAAAUGAUGCAACUUUAUAUGAUUGUGAUCCCGAUGGUGAUGAAAAUGGAGAAGACGAUGACGAUAUCGAACAUCUUACCAUGACCGAAGAACUUGAUGAAGACGACGAUGAACUUUAA